Tigriopus californicus is the source of this 2385-nucleotide messenger RNA. RefSeq names its product E3 ubiquitin-protein ligase Mdm2-like. The record is from RefSeq and is a predicted model, not a curated record. NCBI's taxonomy places the organism in Eukaryota, Metazoa, Arthropoda, Copepoda, Harpacticoida, Harpacticidae.
GAUUAAUCUCUUUCGAAAGAAAUCACAGGACAAUGAAUCGAUAACAGCUGAAUUAAACGACUAAACUCAAACCACGAUCUUUUUUCCGUGCAUCGUUGCCACAUACAUCUUUUGGACUUCCAGGAUUGGUCCUCUGAGGCUGCUGAAGCAAAGGCUUGAUUGAUAUAGUAUCUUUACUUCGCCGCUUUGAAGGCAAAUAAGCUCAAUUUUGUGGCAAUUGGCAUUGAGGCAAUAAAGCCAUUCAAAGAAAUUCUUUAGCAAAUACUUUUCGCCCAUUAGUCAUAGAUUUGUGGAAAUCUUUCCUUUAAAUUCCCUAAAAUGAGCCCAGCUCACGUUGCCGCAGCAAUUGAAAACCAUGGCUUUCGAAGAUUCAUUCCAAAUUCUCCCCUAAGAAAAUACUUGGCAGAAAAAUCUCCUGAAUUAGACCUGUCCUCGAAAUCGUGCCUCUCUUUAACACAGGUUCUGAAAAGUUUAAAAAUCAUAAUCUCAAGGGAUAAGCUUUUCGAUGAGCACAAUACCUUCAUCAUCCUUUGUGACGAUUGCCUAGAGAAAGCUCUGGGCAUGAAGGCCCUUCAUCUGAAUCAAAUAAGGGAAGUUGUUGUCCGGCAAUUGCCUCUGAUUUCUGACCAAGGUAAUCUUAUCGCCCCUGCAUCGUCUAACCCAAACGUUUCGGGGCUGAUAUCGGGUCCUCGAGCGAGUGAGGGGGCGGAAACGACCCUGUCAGGUAGCGACAAUAACCCAAUUGUGAUCCCACGUCCACACGGUGCUAAUAUAGAUCAGGGACCCCCAGCCAUGGAACUGAUUCCAGCGAAUCGACUAUUCCGAGUGAAGCCGAAAUUCCUGGAAGUUCUUCGCCAAGUGAAGGGGGUCCCACUCGGACAAGAAAUAUUCUCUUAUAGCGAGGUCACGAGGUUUUUAUCUCAAUACAUUAUUCAGAAGAAAGCGCAGUUCUUUGAUGUGAGGAACAUCAAAGUGGCCAUUGUCAAAGGAGACACCCUUGGUGAAGCAUUUGGAGUCAAGGCGUUCCACCGAAAUCAAGUCACACCCUAUCUUAGAACCCAAAUUAUACCAUACGUACCUACAAGUAGCAAACUCGAGCCAAAUACGCCUGAUAGUUCGAGCUCGGCAAGGUCAAACGGAAACCCGUCUGUGAUAAAUCAAGAUACAUCCUUACCCCAAAGCGUGGAGUUGACUACUGACUUGAACGUGUCCUCGACCACCCCCAUUAGCAACUUGUCAAUCCCAAAGAGUGCUAAAAUGAAUUGUUUCAUGCAACCUCCCACAUCCAAUUAUUCUGUGAUGCGAUCUGAAGUGCCAGGAUCCUCCUCUCAUGACUCGUUCAUUUCAAUGUCUUCCCCUGGGUCAAUCCGGAAACGAUCGAACUCUGAAGCCUCUGAAAAGGAGUCCAGCUCCAUUGUGAAGAGCUCUCCAUCACCGAAGGCAGCUCAAGUCUCGAAAAGGCGACGGGUUUCGAGAAGUUACUCGGUGGUGAUCCACGAUUUUUCGUCCAGUGACGAGACUAUCUACUCGGAACAGGGCUACGAGACCGUGGUUCUCUGCUCUGUGGAUGAUAGUGAUCAUUCGGAUGAAUCGAAUGCUAGCACCGAGGUCCCUGAUAAUGCUCAUCAGGCCGAAGAAGAGUUCACGGAAUUCGAAGUCGACACCGAUAGUGACCAUAACAAUGCUGAAAACGAUGAGGUGGAUAGUGCGGAGGACUCGGAUAUUGAGGAUGUGGUCUUGAUCGCUUCAUCCCUAUUGCUGGAUCAAGAUACAGAAUUUUGGGCGGAUUCCGAGUCGGAUACCGCGGACGAUUCGGACGAUGUGCCAUUGAGCAACUAUGAUCCGGAAUUAGGUGGAAAAGGUGUGGAGGUUUGGCGUUGCAUCAAUUGCAAUGAACCUAACACGCCCCACAUGCGUCUUUGUUCUAGGUGUUGGAAGGAACGGAAUGGUUGGGUGCCAAGUCGGUCUCAUCCUCGACGUCGGAAAAAGAAUAAGGCCACCAAAGGUCAGCCAAUCAAAGGGGGCUCGUCGAAUUCGAAGGAGAUCCAAGAACGAGACAGUAGUGACAUGGAGACUACCGAAGAUGAAAACGAUAGGGAGCUAGAUCAAAAGGUUUUAGGUACUUCUCGAGUUGCACCCGAGGCAUGCAGCUCAAAUUCCAACAACCUCGUGGAAGGUUCAUCCUCUCAGAAAUAUGUAACAGAUGCGGACAGGACUGGAUUGAUGGAUUCUCAAACGCUUUCUGGUUGCUCUCAAGCGGAUUCGGGUUAUGGUUUGUCCCAGGAUUCUCAAGAAGAAGCGGAUGAAUUUGGAGGCCCAUCCUCCAAACGGGCUGAUGGAAUGGAUACGAGCUCAUGCACUACUGGUACUACUACUACUACUACU